AUGUUUCCGGGUAAAGCUCCCUCCGUGGAGAAGCGGCUUCCGACGCCGGAGAAAGGAGGGCCACGUGGCACGUUUGCGGACAUGAUCGCGGCUCGGAAAGCAGAGAAAGGGGGGAGCGGCGGCGGAAGCGCAAUAUCCGAAAUGAUCGCCGCGCGGCAGCAGAGCGCGAAAGACGCGGAACCUUCGGGGGAGGAUCCCGAGGUCACAGCGGCAAAGGCGGCGGCGGAAGCGAACCGGCUGGCCAUUUUUAACUCUAUCCGGUUUUCGGGCCAGCCGAGUCCGGGCCAGUUAAAGCCCGAGGAACGCAACGGUAUCGACCGUAGCAGCAAUCUUGGCGGCGGCAUCGGCGAGUCGCGCAUGGCCGGGCCCGAGAAGCGAACCAGCUUAUCCUCGGUAGUGUCGAACGCGGAGGCGGAAGCCGCCGCCGCCGCUGCCGCUGCGGCUAUAGCCGCGGCAGGCACGCCGGGCGGACCCGGGGGAGGGUUUUCCAGGGACGGGCCGUCUCCGCCCGUGUCCAUCCGCCGUCCGCCGUCGCGCGGAGCUAUGAGCUUCGCAAGCAGUUCGGACGGGGAGCCGAGCGCCCAGGUGAUGCCGUGGGGGGGAAGCCCCGCGCCCCGCCUGGGGGGAGGAGCGGGGGCGGAGCGCGGGGGCGGGGGGUUUCCGGUCUCCGCGGAGAGCCCCGGGGGAAGGAGCGUGGCGAGCGAGAUGCUGACGUUGGAUAAUGAUGACGUGGCGGGUGGGGGCCCGGUGGUGGCGGCGCUACAGGCGGCGCACGCGCGGAGGAAGCAGAGUGACCGGAGCUACUUCCAAAAGGCCGAGGAGAUGUACUCUUUACAGGUGGCGGUGGCGCUGCGGCUGAUAGAGGACGCGGAGAUGGCGGAGGAGACGGAGAUGGCGCCCCCUCAGGCGAACCCCAACGACAUGCUCUGGGCCAGUCCGCUCAUGCCACGUAGCCAGGCUGAAGCCACAGCCUACCGCUUCUGGGUCAAUGGAUGUCUCAGCUACGAGGAUCGUAUCGAGGACGGGUUCUACGACAUUUGGGGCAUGCAGCCGUACGUCUACUCGCUCUGCGUGGACUCCUCCCACCGCGGCCGCAUGCCGCCGCUCGACUCCCUGCGCGCGCUGCACCCAAGCGAGGCGUCGUUUGAUGUGGCGCUGAUCAACCGCACCAUUGAUGCGGAGCUGAAGGACCUGGAGGAUGAAGCAGUUAACCUCGCUUAUGCUGCCACCGAGGUGCAGACACUCGCGCAGAAGCUGGGCGUGCUGGUGGCGCAUCAUAUGGGAGGCGCGGUGAACUCAGAGCCCAACGAGUUGAUCCCGCGGUUCAGGCAGCGGGGGUGGGAGAUCAAGAGCUACCUCAAGACCAUUGUGCUGCCCAUCGGCCAGCUGCCCGUGGGGAUCUGCCGCCACCGCGCCCUGCUCUUCAAGGUGUUGGCGGACGCGCUGGGCAUGCCAUGUCGUAUCCAGAAGGGAUGCAAGUUCUGUGGGAUGGACGAUGGGGCCUCGUGCCUUGUGCUUGCCAGUGAUGAGAGGGAAUAUGUCGUGGAUCUGCUGCAGCGCCCAGGCACUCUCCUCACCAUCGAGCCCUCGGCAGAGUCUGCCACCAGCACCGCCACCAACGCCACUUACAUCGCCUCGCCCCUGCGCUGCCCGGAGAUCAAAUCUCUCGCGCUCACGGACCCUGCGGACGGCACGGUGCCGCAAUGGGUGCCGGACUUCAGAAGGCAGCAGCAGGAGCAGGAUGCGGAGGCGAUGGUGGGAUCGAGGCGAAUUUACGCGGGAGGGCCCAAGGACCCGCGGCACGUGGCUGCAUCGCCCAAGGGGGAGAGGCGGCGGAAGGAGCUCAAAGAGGUGGAGGAGGAGGAGGACAGCGAGGAGGAGGAGGAGAAGAAGCCGCAGAAGAAGGCCGGGAAGAAGGGCGGCGGGGAGGAGGACGAGGGGAAGAAGAAGGCGAAAGCACCGAAGCAGGAGGCGGCACCGCCAGCAGACGACGAGGCGGCGGAUGCAGGAGUGGAAUUUAUGGAUGUGCUGAUGGAUGGGCGUAUCAUGGACAUUGGCGAGGCGGAGAUUGACUGGAACGACAUCGAGAUGGGGGAGAGGGUGGGCGCAGGUUCCUUCGGUACGGUGUACCGCGCCGAGUGGGCUGGCUGUGAUGUGGCAGUGAAGGUGCUUAUCAACCAGGACAUGCAGGAGGAGCAGUUGCUUGAGUUCAAACGAGAGGUGGUCAUCAUGCGUCGUCUGCGCCAUCCCAACAUAGUGCUCUUCAUGGGAGCGGUUACCAAGCCGCCCCACCUCUCCAUCCUCACAGAGUUCCUUAGCAGGGGAAGUCUGUUUCGUCUGCUGCAUCGGCCAGGGGCAAAGGAAACGUUGAAGGAGGACCGACGUAUUCGCAUGGCCAUGGAUAUUGCGCGAGGCAUCAACUAUCUGCACCAUUGCACGCCCAUGAUUGUGCAUCGCGAUCUCAAGACUCCCAACCUACUCGUGGACAAAAAUUUCACAGUCAAGGUCUGCGACUUUGGUCUAUCUCGCAACAAGAACAGCACCUUCCUCUCCUCCAAAUCGGGCGCCGGAACGCCCGAGUGGAUGGCGCCUGAGGUGUUGCGAAACGAGCCGUCCAAUGAGAAGUCGGAUGUGUACAGCUUUGGAGUGAUCCUGUGGGAGCUGGUGACGCUGCUGCAGCCAUGGGACGGCAUGAACCCCAUGCAGGUGGUGGGAGCAGUGGGAUUCCAGAACCAACGCCUCACCGUCCCUCCUGACCUCGACCCGGCUCUCUCCACACUCAUCCUCGACUGCUGGCACAAUGACCCCAAGGACCGCCCCAAGUUUGAUGAUAUCAUGGUGCGGCUGAAGCCAAUCGCUCAAAAGGCAGCGGCCGGGAAGAAUGUGUGCGGCGGUGCUCCUGCUGGUUAA
Messenger RNA from Closterium sp. Naga37s-1, 2910 nucleotides. Lineage: Eukaryota; Viridiplantae; Streptophyta; Zygnematophyceae; Desmidiales; Closteriaceae. The record is from the annotation of a GenBank genome assembly.